Molecule: messenger RNA, 6964 nt
Organism: Pseudophryne corroboree (corroboree frog)
Lineage: Eukaryota; Metazoa; Chordata; Amphibia; Anura; Myobatrachidae
Gene: MYOF
Product: myoferlin
Exons: 55
Coding region: 209-6424 (2071 amino acids)
Biological process (GO): plasma membrane organization
Cellular component (GO): membrane
Source: RefSeq, a predicted model, not a curated record
GUGCACAGCCUUUAAGUGAGUAAUCAGCCCUCAAAAGAUCCACCCAACUAUUUUUUAAAGACACAAUCCCAUUGCUGCAGCGGCUUCCCAGUCCGGUCAGCAGCGCUGCUUGUGGCUGAGCUCUAAUCAGGAAGCUCCCUGCAGCCGGUGCCAGGAGCAGCCGCAGCUCUUUCCCAUAUACAGGCAGUCUACCCAACGCUGUGCAACCAUGCUGAAGGUCUUUGUGGAGGCAGCUUAUAAUGUCCCUAAAACCAAGCUUGGGAGGCCGGAUCCUAUAGUCACAAUCACCUUCAGAGGGGAGAAAAAGAAAACUAAAGCUAUUGACAAUGAACUGAAUCCAGUAUGGAAAGAGCUUCUGGAGUUUGAUCUGAAGGGGAUAGCCAUAGACUACACAUCGGCAUUGGAGGUCAUUGUGAAAGACUUUGAAACGAUUGGAAAAGACAAAUUUAUUGGAAGCACAACUAUUUCGCUUAAGGAAUUUGCCGGAGUGCAGAGCCGAUCUCUCCCGUUCAAAGGUGUUAAUUUGAUGAGUGAAAAGGGGCAGCCCAUUGGGGCAAAUAUUGAUUUAAUGGUUUCCUAUGAACCUCCUGCUUCCCCUGUCAGCAAUCCUAAUGAUCCAGGAGGAACCAAUGUACACGCAGAAGGGGAUAAUGAAGAUGAGGAAGAUGGGGAUGUUGUUGACUCUGGAUUCAAUCCAUAUAUGCCAGCGGUUCCCGGUCAAACUGAAAAUCAAAUUGCUCGGCGUCUUACGAAAGGGAAGAAAGCCAGAAGGAUACUCUCAAACAAGAUUCAAGAUUUCCAGAUUCGCAUUCGAGUAAUUGAAGGGCGCCAAUUGUCCGGUAACAACAUAAAACCUGUUGUGAAGAUCAGCGUGGGAGGUCAGACCCACAGGACAAGAAUCAAAAGAGGAAACAACCCUUUCUUUGAUGAGGUUUUUUUUUACAACGUGAAUAUUACACCGUUAGAACUAUUUGACGAGUCUGUAAUACUCCGGUUAUACAACUCUGGGUCGAUACGAGCAGACAGCUUAAUUGGAGAAUUCAAGCUUGACAUUGGGUUUAUAUAUGAUGAACCAGGCCAUGCCGUCAUGCGGAAAUGGGUUCUCCUCAAUGAUCCCGAGGAUUUGAGCUCUGGGGCGAAGGGAUAUCUAAAAGUCAGCAUGUUUGUUAUUGGGACCGGAGAUGACCCUCCUGUGGAAAAAAGGGACAAAGACAAUGACUCUGAUGAUGUGGAAAGUAACCUCCUGCUUCCACCUGGAGUGAAUCUGAGAUGGGUCACCUUCUUUCUCAAAAUCUACAGAGCAGAGGAUAUCCCACAGAUGGACGACGCCUUUGCACAAACGGUAAAGGAAAUAUUUGGAGGAGACUCUGACAAGAAGAAUUUAGUAGACCCUUUUGUAGAAGUGGCCUUUGCUGGGAAAAAGGUCACCACUAAAAUAAUAGAAAAAAAUGCGAAUCCGGAGUGGAACCAGGCUGUCAAUCUGCAAAUAAAGUUCCCCUCGAUGUGUGAAAAUAUAAAGCUCACGGUUUAUGACUGGGACAGACUCACCAAGAAUGAUGCAGUCGGAACGACUAAUCUGAGUUUGUCAAAAAUUGCUGCAUCUGGUGGAGAAAUGGAUGACUAUGAGACUUCGGGAGUUGGGUCUUCGGCAUUGGAAGUAGGCACUAGUGAAAAGGAAGUUGGAUUUUUACCCACAUUCGGACCAUGUUAUCUGAAUCUAUAUGGUAGUCUGAGAGAAUUCACUGGAUUUCCUGACCCUUAUGAUGAUCUAAACUUUGGAAAGGGUGAGGGUGUUGCGUACAGAGGAAGACUCCUGGUUGAACUGAUAACCAAACUUGAUGGCACUCCUGCUAAAAAGAUUGAGGAUAUACCCAGUGAUGAUCUACUCGUUGUAGAGAAAUACCAGCGCAGACGGAAGUACUGCUUGUGCGCAGUCUUCCACUCAGCCACCAUUCUGCAAGACAUUGGAGAAGCCAUACAGUUUGAAGUCAGCAUUGGCAAUUACGGCAAUAAGUUUGACAGUACCUGUAAGCCUCUGGCAUCAACUACGCAGUACAGCCGAGCAGUGUUUGAUGGUAACCUCUACUACUAUCUCCCGUGGUCAGCCACUAAGCCUGUGGUAACACUAACUUCCUUCUGGGAAGACAUUAGCCAUCGACUAGAUUUUGUCAAUGUUUUGUUGGCCAUGACAGAACGGCUGCAAUCCAACAUCUCUGCCCUCAAAUCGGCAAUCCAGUCUAAGAUUCCAGAGAAUCGACUAGCAGAGAUAUGGCUGAAAUUAAUUGAUCAGCUUAUUGAGGAUACAAUGAAGCCACUGCCCUCCAUGGAAGGAAAGUCCAAUGUGACCGUGCUGGACAUGCAGCUACAGAAGCUCAGACAGACUUCUCUCAAGCUGAUUGGAGAGGCCGCGGUGAGGAUGAGGGGGGAAGCGACAGACGUAAAGACAACUUUGACCGAAAUUGAUGACUGGCUGGAUAGGCUACAACAGAUUUCCGAGGAGCCUCAGAACAGUAUGCCAGAUGUCAUCAUCUGGAUGAUUAGAGCGGAGAAAAGACUGGCUUACGCUCGUGUUCCCGCCCACCAAGUUCUCUAUUCGUCCACCAGCCCAGAGGCCUGUGGGAAAUACUGUGGGAAGACUCAGACCAUCUUUUUACAGUACCCCAUGGAUAAAAGCAAAGGUGUGAAGAUUCCUGUUCAGCUGAGAGCCAACAUCUGGCUGGGACUGUCUGCGGUGGAAAAGAAAUUUAACAGCUAUGCGGAAGGGACCUUCAGCGUGUACGCGGAAAUGUAUGAAAACCAAGCCCUGAUAUUUGGGAAAUGGGGAACCACAGGUCUGCUGAAACGGCCAAAGUUUUCUGACGUUACAGGAGCAAUAAAGCUGAAGCGAGAGAGUUUCCUCCCGCCCAAAGGCUGGGAGUGGGAAGGGGAGUGGGUUGUGGACCCUGAGAGGAGUUUACUGACGGAAGCAGACGCUGGGCACAGUGAGUUCACUGAUGAAGUGUAUCAGAAUGAGAGCCGAUAUCCUGGCGGGGAUUGGAAACAGGCUGAUGAGCCAUACACGGACGCUAAUGGGGAUAAAAACCCUUCUCCGGGAGAGUUUGAGUGCCCAAGUGGAUGGGUGUGGGAAGACGAUGCGUGGACCUUUGACAUUAAUAGAGCUGUGGAUGAGAAGGGUUGGGAAUAUGGAAUAACCAUCCCUCCAGACAUUAAACCCAAAUGCUGGGGGGCUGCGGAGAAGAUGUAUCACACACACAGGCGGCGCAGACUAGUGCGGAGUAGGAAGAAGGAUCCCAAUGUAACUGCUGCUGUUAAAAAGGCACACUCCUUUGAUAGCCAAGAGUGCUGGGAAUACGCUGCGCUCAUAGGGUGGAAGUUCCAUCUAAAAGAGCGCAGCUCUGACACUUUCCGUCGAAGACGCUGGAGGAGAAAGAUGGCGCCUGCUGAAAGUCUUGGUGCAUCAGCGAUCUUCAAGCUGGAGGGAGCUCUUGGGACUGAUAUGAGUGCUGAGGAAGAAGAGAAGAAGAGUUCUGAGAAGGGGAAGGAAUCUGCAGCAAAUAUCUUUGGGGCAAACACACCCAUUGUGUCCUGCACCUUUUCUAACGUGUUCAAUUAUCACCUUCGCUGUUACCUAUAUCAGGCGCGAGGUCUCACUGCCAUGGAUAAAGACAGUUUUUCUGAUCCAUAUGCCCAUGUAUCAUUCCUUCACCGCAGUAAAACCACAGAAAUAAUUCAUUCAACUCUGAAUCCAUCGUGGGAUCAAACCCUAAUCUUCAAUGAAAUAGAAAUUUAUGGCGAUCCACAAGCAGUAGCGCAGAGUCCUCCCAAUGUAGUUGUUGAAAUAUUUGACAAUGACCAAGUGGGGAAAGAUGAAUUUCUCGGCAGAAGUGUUUGCUUGCCGGUAGUAAAGUUGAAUCCCGGAAUUGACAUCACCCCUAAACUACUCUGGUAUCCUGUAAUGAAAUCGGAAAAACACUGUGGGGACAUCUUGGUGGCUGCAGAACUUAUCCUCCGUGAGAAGGACGGAUCAAAUCUGCCAAUAUUGCCAUCCCAGCGAGCGCCAAAGCUGUAUAUGGUGCCUCAAGGCAUCCGACCAGUGGUUCAGCUGACUGCCAUUGAGAUUCUCACGUGGGGGUUGCGCAACAUGAAAAGUUUCCAGAUGGCGGCUGUCACAUCACCAAGCCUCAUUGUUGAGUGUGGUGGAGAGAUUGUCCAGUCUGCCGUUAUCAAGAACCUAAAAAAGACCCCCAACUUCCAUAGUUCUGUGCUCUUCAUGAAAGUUCUUCUACCGAAGGAAGAAAUGUAUGUCCCACCUAUCAUCAUCAAAGUGAUCGACCACAGGCCGUUCGGAAGGAAGCCGGUAGUGGGUCAGUGUACAAUUGAUUUGAUAGAGGAUUUCCGCUGUGAUCCAUAUACUACAAGGGCAGAUGAGGCUCCAGAGUCCAGAGUGGCGCUCUUGUCUUGCGCACCUCCUCGUGAUGUAGUUAUCGAGGUGGAGGACACAAAACCUCUGCUGGCGAGUCAGCUGUUAAGCAGCAUGUCAGCUGCAGUCGGGAAACUGGCCUCUCCCACCACUGUACAUCUCCAAGAGAAGGAAGAAGAAAUCGUUGAUUGGUGGAGCAAAUAUUACUCAUCCAUAGGAGAACAUGAAAAAUGUGGCCAAUACUUGCAGAAAGGUUAUGACACCCUAAAGGUGUACCACUGUGAGCUGGAAGAAGUUCACGAGUUUCAUGGGUUAACAGACUUUUGUGAAACCUUUAAGCUGUACAGAGGGAAGUCUGAAGAUGAGGAUGAUCCCACAGAGGUUGGAGAGUUUAAGGGUUCCUUCCGUAUAUACCCUCUCCCGGAUGACCCCAGCAUCCCGCCCCCUCCUCGGCAAUUCCGUGAGCUGCCGGACAGCGUAUCUCAGGAAUGCAUUGUUCGCAUUUACAUAAUUAGAGGAAUAGAUCUCCAACCCAAGGACAGCAAUGGGCUAUGUGAUCCUUACAUCAAGAUUACUUUGAGUAAGAAGGUGAUAGAAGAUCGGGAGAACUACAUACCCAAUACUCUGAAUCCGGUGUUUGGAAGAAUGUAUGAGUUGAGCUGCUUCUUACCCCAAGAAAAAGAUCUGAAGAUUUCUGUGUAUGAUUACGACGCUGUGACGCGGGAUGAAAAAGUCGGAGAAACCAAAAUAGACUUAGAAAACAGAUUCCUUUCUCGGUUUGGGAGUAACUGCGGUUUGCCACAGACGUACUGUUUAUCCGGGAUUAAUCAGUGGAGGGAUCAGCUAAAGCCCACAGAGAGUUUGCAGACUGUUGCCCGUUUAAAAGGAGCUCCACCACCCGUGUAUUCUGAGAAUGGAAACAGAGCCCGCUUUUUAGGGCGCGAGUACUCGCUGGAAGAUUUGGAAGCGAACAAAAUAAUACAUCAACAUCUUGGUCCUGCCAAUGAGAGACUUGCUCUGUAUGUACUCCGAGGUCAAGGGCUUGUUCCUGAACAUGUAGAAACACGGACAUUGUAUAGCACCUUUCAGCCAAACCUCUCACAGGGAAAACUGGAGAUGUGGGUCGACGUCUUCCCCAAAAGCAUGGGUCCCCCAGGGCCACCCUUCAAUAUCACACCCCGCAAAGCAAAAAAAUAUGUGCUCCGUGUGAUUGUAUGGAAUACCAAAGACGUCAUCCUAGAUGAGAAGAGUAUUACAGGGGAAGAAAUGAGUGACAUUUACGUCAAAGGUUGGAUUCCUGGCAAUGAAGAAAAUAAGCAGAAAACAGAUGUGCACUAUCGGUCACUGGACGGUGAAGGAAACUUUAACUGGCGAUUUAUUUUCCCGUUUGAAUAUCUUCCAGCGGAACAGCUCUGUGUUAUUUCUAAGAAGGAACAUUUCUGGAGCCUUGAUAAAACGGAAUUUAAGCUACCACCGAAACUAUUACUUCAAGUCUGGGACAAUGACAAAUUUUCCUUGGAUGACUACUUAGGUUUUGUUGAGCUUGAUUUACACCGCACAAUGAUCCCAGCAAAAACCUCGCAAAAGUGCAGCCUGGAUAUGGUUGACUCAGUGAAACCCUCAAAGUUUGCCUCUCUAUUUGAACAGAAGUCUAUGAGAGGAUGGUGGCCCUGUUAUGCUGAGCAGGAUGGGAAACGUAUAUUGGCUGGAAAAAUUGAGCUGACUCUGGAAGUUCUAAAUGAAAAAGAGACAGAAGAAAGGCCAGCUGGCAAGGGUCGUGAUGAACCCAACAUGAACCCCAAGUUAGACCCACCAAACCGACCAGAAACCUCCUUCCUUUGGUUCACAAACCCGUGCAAGACCUUGAAAUUUAUUGUGUGGCGCAGAUUUAAAUGGAUUUUCAUUGGCAUCAUCGUCUUGCUGCUCGUACUGCUGUUCCUCGGAAUAUUGUUGUAUUCCUUGCCGAACUAUAUUUCAAUGAAGAUUGUGAAGCCAUUUCAAUGAAGAUUGUGAAACCGUACACACAGAGUACAGAAAAUACAAAAUACAGAUGUUCUUCGGAAUAGUGUUUGGCCUCCAAUGCUGGCCUGGAUCCCGGAAGACCCUUUUAAUAGAUUUAACCUUGUUCGCUUGUCUGCUAUAUAUAAUAAAUGAGAGAGACCUAAAACCAAGGUUACAGAAGGUUCAUGGGGUCAUGACUUGUCGAUUUGAGUCGCUUUUUUUUGUUUUUUAAACAAAAUAUUUUUCACAAGUACACCUCAAGUGUGGGUUCAUAAUGCAUUCACUGCCCUUCCCUGUCUUCACACCCCUGCCAAGUCAUAAUAUUGAAAAGUUUAAUGUAAAGCAGUGAGGGUGGGGUAUGUAUUCCAAAAAAAAAAAAAAAAAUUAUAAUUUUAUGGAAACAAUAGUGCAAUAAAAAUAAGUCUGUGUACAUGUAUAUGAGGGAACAAUGCAAAGCACCAUUAUAUUCUUGUACUUUUUUAUAUAGUAAUUUUACAAUUAUAGUGAAGUACUGUAUACACUAAAUAAAUAUCACUUUUUCAA